UUCUAAGAAAAAAGUUUGACAAGUCUGUGGACUGUUGAGGACCACCCACCCCCCCCAAAAAAUAAGUGUAGUAAAACCAGAAGUCGGUUUACUACCGUUGUUGAACUACAACUGCAACAGUAAAAUGGAGGGAAUUACACAGAAGAUCAUGACAGCCUUCAGUCUUGAUCUUGGUCCUUUGAAGGAACCCUUGGGGUUUAUUCGAGUUCUUGAGACGAUUUUUUCCAUAUUUGCCUUUGCAACGACUGGCGGCUACUCUGGAUCCACCAACUUUAAUGUGCUGUGCGGUGCUGAUACCAAAGAGGUUACCGCUACAUUUACCUACCCCUUCAGGCUGAUGAGCCGAGCAUACCAAGUCCCAACCUGCAAUGGCACCGCCACCAUUGAUCAUUACCUGACAGGAAACUACUCUUCCUCUGCUGAGUUCUAUGUCUGCAUCGGAGUGUUUGCCUUCCUCUACAGUGUAGCCUCCCUGGUCAUCUACCUCGGCUAUCAGCCGCUGUACAGAGAGACAAGCCGAGGCCCAAUUGUGGACCUGCUGGUGACUGGGGCAUUUGCUUUCAUGUGGUUGGUUUCCUCUUCUGCUUGGGGUAAAGGCCUCACUGAUGUCAAGACAGCCACCAGUCCCGCUACUCUUGUUACCAUCAUCAAACAAUGCAAAAAUGCGGCAACAACGUGUACACCAGGAGCCUUCCCCCAUAUGGGUCGCCUCAACGCCUCAGUGACCUUUGGAUUUCUUAACCUCAUCUUGUGGGCUGGAAACUGUUGGUUCAUCUACAAAGAAACGCCCUUCCACAAGCCUCCACAAGCUCCCCCUGCUGCUAAUCCAGAGGAAGGAGAUCAACCUUUCCCUGGACAGUAAAAAGUAUGUGUGGUCGCUCCAGAUUUUCGUGUUACACUAUGGAGAUCAGGUGAAUUGAAAUAGCAUAUAUUGGCGAAACCGAUCUGUUUUAUGAAUGAAUGUUAGAUUUGAGAAGAUUCUGUUCUUGUUUUGAGACGGGUUUCAUGAAAGUACUUUAAAGUUAAAUUUAAUGGCAGAUGCAAGCAUAGUUGUUGUUUUGAUGUGAGUACUUGAGAACAAGUCACUCCAAACACCUUGGUUUUUUUUUCUCCACAUGCUAUUUUGUGUGUCACUUGUAAAUUGGUAUAUUAAAAUGCUGAAUUGUCUUGGAUGUCAAUAAUUGUCAUCUCUCAGUCUGGUAAAAGGGUUUUUAUUUUAAAUGGGAACUCUGUUAUUAUCUCAGUUUGUCAACACACUACAUUAUAUACUGUGUUUGUAGACUAGCAACAAAUUUGAUCGUGGGUUAUGUUACCCUAACACUUAACUAGCGAUGGCCUUGUUUUUUUUACUGUUUAUGCUAUCGGCACUCAUUCACGAAGACUGGUGGUGGGGUGUUUAAUUAGCAGGUUUUUUUAUCUGUUUUGGUAUUUGUUAUUAAUAUUUUGCCAUAAAUUAACAUGCAUUUCUAAUAAAAGCAAAAAAUGAAACCAUUGCUUUUCUGCUUGUCAGCACUUUACAGAACUGCAAUAUUGCAAUGUGUUGCCUGUAUUGUUAUCAAAUUGCAUUGUACAAUGUGCAUGGUUGACAUGAUUGUUGUUACGUAAUAAACAAUGUUAACAUUG
Messenger RNA from Clupea harengus (Atlantic herring), 1623 nucleotides. RefSeq names its product synaptophysin-like 2b (gene sypl2b). The record is from RefSeq and is a predicted model, not a curated record. Gene Ontology annotation, cellular component: synaptic vesicle; synaptic vesicle membrane. NCBI's taxonomy places the organism in Eukaryota, Metazoa, Chordata, Actinopteri, Clupeiformes, Clupeidae.